This is a messenger RNA of Xylona heveae TC161, 3512 nucleotides long. RefSeq names its product aspartyl-tRNA synthetase. The record is from RefSeq and is a predicted model, not a curated record. Bases 451 to 3261 code for a protein of 936 amino acids. The transcript has a single exon. Gene Ontology annotation, cellular component: cytoplasm; aminoacyl-tRNA synthetase multienzyme complex; cytosol. Gene Ontology annotation, molecular function: RNA binding; ATP binding; aspartate-tRNA ligase activity. NCBI's taxonomy places the organism in Eukaryota, Fungi, Ascomycota, Xylonomycetes, Xylonales, Xylonaceae. Gene Ontology annotation, biological process: aspartyl-tRNA aminoacylation.
AUUUGCUAGAAUCCGGUAGGUACUUUUCGUCCCGCCUGCCAUUUUCCCGUUCUGCUUUUCCAAGUUUCCCCCCUUUGCGGUGACGGAUUUUGUGGUAAUCGCGUACCUGCGCCCUCCGUCGGCUCUGACGUCGUUGCUAAGUCCCAAGUCAGCCACACAGGCACCAACAAAUCCUCUUGUUGGUCCCCUCUUUUUAAUUUUCUCCUGCCCAUCCCCUCCUGCAACUCCCCUCUUGUUACAACAUCCUCAACAUCAUUUAAAUUUCCAGAGCGACAUUUUUCGCUCCAUCACUUUUUUUUGCAUCUUUGUUUUCCCCCGUUAGCCUACUAACGGUCAUUCCGUCGCAGUCUCGACGAAAUAUUACUUCCGCUCAAUAGACGAUACUGCCGGCAGAAGAAACUCACCAACUCUUCCUUAGUCUUCGGACGUGACUGACAACAUCCUAUCAUCAUGCCGUCCCUCAAGGACGCCGUGGUCAAAGUUCGGCACGCGUCGAUUGACUGGAAACAUCGAACGCUCCUGGCAAGUAUUAAUGGGAGUGUCAAAUCAUCGAGUGCCUCGGAGUCCUCCAGCGAGGGUCCUCUUAAUGAGCUGGGCGAGCCCAUGAGCAAGCACCAGCGUCGCAAAAACUCCAGAAAAGAAGACCAAGACACUCGCAGGCGUCUAAACGAAAAACGCAACCAGGAGCUGGAGGAGAAGAAGAGACUGGAGGAUGAGCUGGCCGCAAGAGAGGAGCCACCAGAGCUGCAUGCACGUUAUGGCGCGCUCACCAUUAACCAGUCCCAGUCCUGGAACCACGAGCAGCGUUUUCAUCUCUCCGAGUUGACAGAAGCGCAUCUGGGGCAGGAGAUCACCUUCCGCGCCCGAAUUCAUGCUGUUCGUCGGAUGAGCUCCCGCCUGGUCUUUCUAGUCUUCCGUCAGCAAAUCCAUACCAUUCAGGGUGUUUUACACCAUGAAUUGGGCGUGGUAACAACACAUAUGGUGCACUGGGCAGAGCACCUUCCGGCUGAGGCCGUCGUGCUGGUUACUGGAAAGGUCCAGAAGCCCAAGGAAGAGGUCACUGGUACCUCUCUUCAUACGCUUGAGCUCGCCGUCCGCGAUCUUCACUUGAUUUCGAACAUUUCCGAGGCGCCGCCAUUUGACGUUUAUGAAGUUGACAUCUCGCAAAAGUUUGCGCGCCACGGCGACACCAGCAAGAGCCAUCUCUCGGACCGGACUCGUCUCUCCCAUCGAAUCGUCGAUCUUCGUACCGCUGUUUCACAAUCCAUUUUCCGCGUUCAAUCCGGCAUCUGCAAUCUAUUCCGCUCGUACCUUGAUACUCAGGACUUUAUUGAGAUCCACACCCCCAAACUCCAGGGCGGUGCCACCGAAUCUGGCGCCAGUGUCUUCAAAGUGGAAUAUUUUGGCCGACCCGCUUUUCUCGCUCAAAGCCCCCAACUGGCCAAACAAAUGUGUGUUGCUGCCGAUUUCGAGCGCGUCUAUGAGAUUGGUGCAGUAUUCCGCGCCGAAAACAGCAAUACGCACCGUCACAUGACCGAAUACACCGGUCUGGACUUGGAAAUGGCCAUUGAAGAGCACUAUCACGAAGCCUUGACCGUCAUCGACGCCACCUUUAAGCACAUCUUCAAGGGAUUGUACGAGCGGUAUCGAAAGGAACUGGAUCAAAUCAAGGAGCACUACCCGCACGAGGACCUUGUGUGGUUGGAGAAGACGCCCAUCAUUCAAUUCAAGGAAGGAAUCAAGAUGCUGAAUGAAUCCGGAUGGAAGAAUGAAGAAGGCCAGCCUCUUCCCGAGGACGAGGAUUUGGGAACGCGGGACGAGAUCCGUCUCGGUCAGCUCGUCAAGGAGAAGUAUCUCACCGACUUUUACGUUCUGGACAAGUUCCCCGCUUCCGCCCGCCCGUUCUACACCAUGCCCGAUCCCAACGACGAGCGUUACACCAACUCGUUUGAUAUCUUUAUCCGCGGCCAGGAGGUCCUCUCCGGUGGGCAGCGUAUUCACGACUCCAAGAUGCUCGAGGAGCGCAUGGCCAAGCAGGGCCUUCGGCCGAAUGCCAUGGAGGACUAUUUGUCUGGUUUCCGAUGGGGUGCACCUCCUCACGCUGGUGGUGGCAUUGGUCUUGAGCGAGUGGUGAUGCUGAUCCUUGGACUCGGCGACAUUCGACACGCAUCGCUCUAUCCACGAGAUCCGCGAAGCUUCCCGGUUACCGCCUUGGCGCCCGAACUGCGCCAUCCCGAGGCGAGCACCAUUCACCCGCCGUGGGAGGGUCGGCACCAUCGCGGCGUUGAUGGCGAGCUGCAGCCGUUGGAAAAGCUCAUCGCCAACUAUGGUGACUCGUCCAACACCUCCUGGCUCGACGACCGAUAUCAAGUCUGGCGGCAUGACCUCACCGGUGCGGCCGUCGGAUUUGUACCUUCCGAGGGCUAUGGCAUCAUUGUCGGUGACCCCUUGUGUGACAAGUCUCAGUAUGGCAUGGUGAUUCCGGCGUUUUUGAAGUGGCUCAAGACGGAGCAGCACCUCAAGCCGAUAUGGAUUUUGGCGGGCGAUCAUACCGAAACCACGCUCGGAACGAAGCUGAACUGGCGCACGUUUACAUGCGUGGGCGAGCAGCGAGCCGACCCGAGCAAGGACAUGUCCCACCAUGACUCGGCCGUGGCGCGUAAAGUACGGCACGCCGAGAAAGAGGGCGUCAAGGUUAUCAGUUCCGGGUCGUCUGUACCUGACGACAUCCGACAGCAGUGUGAGCUGCGGAUGAAGGACUGGCAAGCCAACCGACACGGCACGCAGGUCCAUCUCACUGCACUCCACCCCUGGCGCGACUCGGAACACCGUCUCUACUUUUACGCGCAGGAUAAGGAGGGCACCGUGUGCGCGCUUGUUGUCCUCGCUCAGCUCUCGCCCGAGCACGGCUACCAGAUCAAGUAUGCUCUCGAUUUCCCAGGCUCCCCGAGCGGCACCAUUGAGUACAUUACUCUGCGCGCUCUCAAGGCGGCCGGUGAGGCGGGUGCCAAGAGCGUCACGUUUGGCGGAGGUGCCAGCUCACAAUUGACCCCGGGCCACCACCUCAGUGGUCUUCGGAUCAAGGUGCUCUCGCGAUCAUACCACUCGAUUGCCACCCAGCUCAAGUUGACCCAAAAGAGCGAAUUCCGCGAGAAGCUUGGAGCCAAGGAUGAGCCGGUGUAUGUGUGUUACCCUGAGCACGGCCUCGGACCCAAGGCGGUCCAGGCUCUGAUGAAUUUUUUUGAGGCCGACGAGAGUUAGAUGGGGACCGUCGGGUGCGAAGUAGAUUCUAAAAAGCAGCCUUCAGGACACUCUCAACGUGUCAUGGUCACGCGCAUUUUGUGAAGCUCGGCGUGGCCGCCACUACCUGCUGCCAUCGGGGAGGUGCAUAUCCAUACUACCCUUUUCCCGAGUGACGGUUGGUGGCGGCGACAAGUGUCCCGUUUUAAUUCGAAAAAGUCGCGUCAUGGCAUCUCCCCCAUUUUUUUUUUUUUUUUUUUUUUUUUUCUUUU